Acipenser ruthenus (sterlet) is the source of this 1106-nucleotide messenger RNA. RefSeq names its product sororin-like. Lineage: Eukaryota; Metazoa; Chordata; Actinopteri; Acipenseriformes; Acipenseridae. The record is from RefSeq and is a predicted model, not a curated record.
GUGAGUGACGCUGCUCCUCAGAUUCAUCGCAGCCCCAGGGGCUCUUUGCUGUCGUCUGGAGAAGCAGACAAAGAAAACGCUGUCCGACGCCCUUCCUCCUCCUCUUCCUCCUCGUCUCCAUCCAAAAACGCAAAGAAUUCAGAGAAUAACUCUCCGAUCAGGAACGGCAGAGACGCCUUGAACGUCAGCAACCGAAAAUCAUCCCGGAACGACCCCCGCUCCAAAAACACCCUGUCCCCCGUCGCCCCCUCCGCAGGCAGAGCCGGGGCACCCCCAAACGAGGAGCCCCGAGACCAGCCGAACCUGAUCUGGUCCAAGAAAGUGCGGAGGUCCUACAGCCGCCUGAGCGCUGGAUCCUUCGACGGGACGCCCUCGGGGUCCCCCCUGCCUCCCCGGCCCGACAGGCUCUCCCUGUUUGGUUUCGAGGGGCUGUGUGGGGUCUCUCCUGUGAGGGGGGGCGGGGGCCGCAGUCUGCUUGAGGGGGCCGGCGCGGGAGUCGCUGAGACGAGCCCCCCCGCCGCGGAACAAGACUUCGACAUCCCAGGAGUGGCGCUGGUGAAGGAGAAGAGGAGGAGGAAGAAGAAAGUGCAGCAGAUACAGAUGUCGGAGCUGGACUGUCUGGCUGCUCUGAUGAACGCGGAGUUCGAUGCUGCAGAGGAGUUUGACCUGUGUGUGGAGUGAGAGAGAAACGCAAAACCACGCUGAGAACCGAAGAGAGGAGGAGGAGGAGGAGGAGGAAGAGGGGACUGCCUUCAGUCUAAACCCCGAGAUCCGGCUGAAAAGGACUGGACACACGAGUCAGGGUUCAAAACUCUCGCACUAGCCCUGCUGCUGCUGCUGUUGCACCCAGUCCUGGUGUUCAGAGCUGAGAAAUGCUUGUUAAAGGAGCCCCAGUUUGGAUGUUGUAGUUUUUGUCUUUUGUUUUAUUUUUUUUUCUAAAUAUAUAUUUGUUCACCUCUGUUCUGAGUUCCGAGCCCACGGCUGGUUAACCCUUUAGUGUUUCGUCCGGUCCCUGCGUUUGUGUGUAUAGAGAUUUGAUUUCGUAUGUAUAAAGUUAUUUCUGUGUUUUUCUUUUUUUUUUUUUAAAUAAAUCUUUUAAAAACGUU